AUGAAGCGCCUUUUGCCAGCGGCCGCUUGGAUUGCCGCCGCGUUGGAUACCUUGUCUCCGGAUCCCGGAGAAUUGGAGUACGAACAUGUCGUCGCAAGCAGCGCAGGCAUGAUCUAUGCGCUGGGCGGAUCUCAGUCCUCGCUAAUACGAAUCGAUCCUUACUCAGAGUAUGCUAUCGCGGAGCCGGAGGAGAGCGCGUCUUCUUCACCCGCCUUCACUCAGCUCCUUGAGGCUUCGAGCUCCCUGUAUGCACUCCCCUGUGCGGCCCGGCAUGUUCUACAGCUUUCGCCGACUUCCGGUGCUUCGCAGGACGUUGGACCCGACCUCGGCUUGCUCUCAUGCAAAUGGAGGCACGCGGCCGUGAGCCAAGGAGGCGAAAUCUAUGCCAUGCCAUGGCAAGCGGAUCGCGUGCUGCGGAUUCAGCCCACGACCAGCAAAGUGUCGCUGCUGGGAUCUUUGUCCACGACUCCCGAGGGUAAGUAUGGUUUCUCCGUGCGAGCGGGUGGGUACGUUUGUGGCAUCCCAUGGGCUGCUACAGAGGUCACCUGUGUACAGACUAUGACGGACUCCCUGGUUUCCUUCGGAGACUUUUCUGGUGAUGUGGCGCAGUGGCGCAAUGCUGCUGCGAAUGGAGAUGGAGUAAUCUUUGCCUUGCCGAUCUUGGCUUCAGCCAUCCUCAGGAUAGAUCCGCGAGGGCGCGUCGCCGAGACUUUGGGAUCUCUGCCCUCAGGUCGCUUUCGGUGGACACCCGGGCCGAGCUUCAAAGAUCACCUGCUGGGACUACCGGACUCAGAGUGCUCGAUUCUUCUGGCUGACAUCGACCACGGUCGUAUCGAGACAAGUCGCGGGUUCGACUGCCACGGAGUGAAGAUGCACAACUGGCGCUCGGCAGUGGUCGCAAAGACAGGGCAUGUCUAUGCCGUUCCCUUGUGGGCCACCUCAGUGCUGAAGAUCAGCAUCGAGGGGGCCGUAGCGCAGGUCACGACUUUUGGCAAGUUCCAACCAAAGCUGGCAAAGUGGAACCAUGCUGUGUUGGCUGGCGAUGGAAACAUCUACGGCGUCCCGUACUCCGUGGGGAAGGUGUUGAGGAUUCGACCCGAUACGGAUGAGGUCUCGACGUUUGGAUCUUUUGAGCCCGGACUGGCCAAGUGGCGGGAAGGCAUCCUCGCCGUCGACGGCUUCAUUUACUGCAUCCCGGAGACCGCGGUCACCAUCCUGAGGAUUGACCCUCGCCGUGGUCGAACGUCGCAACUGACACUCCACGGACAGACGGGCGCUGGGGUAACACCCUGGCCGAUGAUUCCUGUGGAAACCGGGACCACGACCACAACGACGGUGCAGAUAAUGUGUUUUGACUUCGACUGCCCGGGGAGGUCGCAGCUGCGGGAGGACGCUGCCACGAUCGUUUGUCGCGAGGAGCCCUGUAGCCUCUCCUGCUGCCUCCGGAGCUGUGCUGAUUUCGAUUGUCCCGAGGGCUACGCGCAGAAGGCGUCUGCUGCGAGCUUCAGCUGCGCCUCAGGUUUCUGUGGCAGCAAUGAUCUGCUCACCUGCUGCGACGUGGACCUGUUCUAUCCGAACGUCUUGGUGCCGCUCCUUAUCUUCGCAUCCACUGGCUUCGCCUGCAUAUUUGCACAGACCCAGCGCUGUCGCAAAGAACGGCUUUCGUCACACAGGAAGUUCAGCAUCGCCUACUUCACUGUCCUUUUUGCCUGGGAUGUGUGCGACCAGACCGCUUCCUGGUGGCGCCUCGGUGGAAACAUUUAG
Symbiodinium sp. CCMP2592 is the source of this 1764-nucleotide messenger RNA. The record is from the annotation of a GenBank genome assembly. NCBI's taxonomy places the organism in Eukaryota, Dinophyceae, Suessiales, Symbiodiniaceae.